ACAGGUACAAACAGUCAACCCUGGAUCAAAGCUGAAUCUUCUUCUUUUUGGCCAAAGGGAUACAGCAUGUCCGAAAUGCUUGACAUCUUCACGAAGAACCUUAUGACCCUGGCCCUGGAUGAAGCGUUGCUUCCGAAACAAUCUCAAAUCAAAGCCCCGGGGCAGAGUCGGCUGCACCGGUCAGCCUCCUUCUUCUCUCCCCCCUCCCCUCCUCCCUCCUCGAGCCACAGCUUGAGCACCGAGCAUGUUAACAAUAAUGAAAACGGCAGCCCUUUCUGGUCCUCCAACAUCUGGAGCCAGGGCCCUGAAUCCAAUCCCAAACAGCCCCCCUUCAGGCCUGACCGCUCCAUGAGCCUGACGGAGUCCAGCAGCAGCCUGCUGUCCUCCUUCAGAAAGCUGUCUAACCUGGACGCUUUUCCCUCUACUACCACUGUGGCCCCGCCGCCCGGCUUUGCUCCCUCGUCUAACCUCCCACCCCAGAUUCAACAAUUGGUGGCCCCCAAUCGUUACAAGACGGAGCUUUGCCGUGGCUUCCAGGAGACUGGCAGCUGCAAGUAUGGCAGCAAGUGCCAGUUUGCCCAUGGUGAGGCCGAGCUGCGUGGAUUGUUCCGCCACCCCAAGUACAAGACAGAGCCCUGCAGAACCUUCUACAACUUUGGUUACUGCCCCUAUGGCUCACGCUGCCACUUUCUCCAUGAGGACAAAAUCAGCGGAGGUCCGCUACCAUCUUCCAAAUACCAGAAUCAACAGCAGCCAACUCCUGGUGGUCAGAAUCCACGCCACCAGUUGCGCCAAAGUGUCAGCUUCGGUGGCUUCCUGGGCUCUUCACGCAGCUCGCCUCCUCCCUCAUUCCUCUCAUCCUUCAAUGAUCCUAACCUAGGCUUCAGCCGUGCUCCGUCUGUUUCCCCACCUCCCGCUGACCUCCUCUCCCCAGUGUUCGGUGACUCCCUGCAGCGGGAGCCAACAGCAUUCCAGUUUGGCAACCAUCAGACCCGUGCCAGCACCGGAGACAUCCACAACAUUCCUCUCACCAUGGAGCCAAAGGCCUCACGCUGUGUGUGUGGCCAUGGAAAUAACUUUAACGGCAACAACAACAGAGUCUUCAACAGCAUUGAGGAUGGGCACAAGCAGGACAUGCCCUUUUCUGGUCCCGGAGGCCACGCAGGAUUCAUGAAGCCUGCUGGCCUCCAGCGUUUUUCCUCCGAGGACUCCCUGGAGGACAGCUACAGCAGCAGCAGUGGAGGCUCCAGUGGAACCGAGUCUCCAACAUUAGACGCAGCCAGUAAGAGGCUCACGGUGUUUGAGCGUCUAUCCCUGUCCGACUAAAGGGAUGGAAAAGGGAAGGAGCUGAAGGCGACUGUUAACGGCGCUUAUUUAUCUGAACUUUCUGCAGAGCCAGAUCUGAUCAGGACAAGUCCAUUUUUUAAACAAUAACACUUAAAGUUCUUAAUUACGUUAAAAUGGAACUUGACUUGGGAAAACUACACAUGAUGAGAUGAUUUUAGUACCCAAAUGUUAUCAGAAUAUUUUUAUAUUUACAAAUAUUAUGUAGCUUAUUCGACCUUUGUAUGUGGUCUUCCAUAAAAAUGAACUCCUCUGCAGGUCUUGACAAUGCCAGUAAAUAUUCUGGUUUGUACUUACCUUAAAUCUGUAGUGAUCAAAACGGCUUAUCUUUAGUGAAUCAUUAAUUCCUACGCCUUAAAGAUUCUCCCUGCCUCAUAGGCUAUUUACUCUUGGUGCCACCAACAGUAUGUUUGAUUCAGUAGCCUUAAUCAAUGAGACCUGACAUGUGUCAUUGAUGCCAUUUUAUCUGUGAUAUGCACUUUAAAGCUAAUCCUAAAUGGGAGAAACUGUCAAGUCUCCCAGUAGCAUUCAACCAAAGCUUCAUACUUCAUUCUGCUUGUGUGUGUGUGUGUGUGUGUGUGUGUGUGUGUGUGUGUGUGUGUGUGUGUGUGUGUGUGUGUGUGUGUGUGUGUGUGUGUGUGUGUGUGUGUGUGUGUGUGUGUGUGUGUGUGUGUGUGUGUGUGUGUCAUUUUCCUGAGACCUGGGGUGCAAGCAUGUAUACAGUAAGUUGCAGAAUGCUAAAAGAUCAAAGUGUGCUAGCAGCAAAAUGUAUGUCAGUGAGUUUGGAUUUUAAUAUCUCUAUCCUGACAAACUUUACGAGAUUUAUUAUGUAAAACAUUCUGCUAUCUUUUCUAGUUUGUAAAUUGCACCCCAUCAUUAAUUGUCCCGUUUAUUUGACAACCUGGUUCAGGGACUUUAACACCACAGUAUUCCUUUCAGUUCUUGGUUGCCUUGUGUUGUUUAACUUAAACUAAUAUAUUUAUUAUGAUAUUUAUUUGUGUCUAAGGAAAAAAAAUGUAUUUUGUACUUAUUUAUGGAGAAAUAUUUCAACGUCUGUGAAAUACCAAUGUGAGAAAAAGCAGUAAAAAAAAAGAAAAUGUUAUAUUUUUAAUUGCCUGAAAGGGAAAAAACUAUUUCUGAAUAAAGAAAUGAAUGUAUGCUU
This is a messenger RNA of Notothenia coriiceps (black rockcod), 2506 nucleotides long. RefSeq names its product tristetraprolin. Gene Ontology annotation, molecular function: mRNA binding; metal ion binding. Bases 67 to 1326 code for a protein of 419 amino acids. The transcript is spliced from 2 exons. NCBI's taxonomy places the organism in Eukaryota, Metazoa, Chordata, Actinopteri, Perciformes, Nototheniidae. The record is from RefSeq and is a predicted model, not a curated record.